Messenger RNA from Solanum pennellii, 3769 nucleotides. RefSeq names its product glutamyl-tRNA(Gln) amidotransferase subunit A. NCBI's taxonomy places the organism in Eukaryota, Viridiplantae, Streptophyta, Magnoliopsida, Solanales, Solanaceae. Gene Ontology annotation, molecular function: catalytic activity. The coding region runs from base 1151 to 3466 and encodes 771 amino acids. The transcript is spliced from 8 exons. The record is from RefSeq and is a predicted model, not a curated record.
UUUUUCCUAUUUACAUUCAUAAUUUUGGAUUUUCCUCUCCCUAUCAUUCUGCUCUAUUCAAAAUUUAUGAUUUUCUAUAUGAGUUUUUACUUAUACAACUGGGGUGAGGGGAUUUUGUGGGGAAGAGAUGAAAUAGGAACUUCAUUUAAAAUCUCCAUAGAUGUCACGGACCUUUACAUCUGGAAAAAGUAAUGGUAUACACCCAGCUUCUCCAUAAAAAAUAUAUAAAAUGUGAGCAUGGUAAGUACCAUAGAAGGAAAUGAUUAUAUGUUUAUCAGCCAUAUUAAAAUUAGACCAUCGAAACGUUACACGUAAUCAGGAAAAUUGUAAAUCUUCAGGCUGCAAUAUUCUCCAGUUUUUUCAGACUGAUCUUUUUCUUGAUGCUGUAAUGUUUUACCUUACCCUUCAAGCACUUAAGGUUGUUCAUUUGUUACCUUUUUCAGAAAGAGUAAUCUUCCAAUGCUUCCUUUGCUUCUCACUUCAUGCUUUCAAUUAAUUUUCCUUGAUUCUUUUUAAUUUAGAGAAGCUUACUUUUGGAUUUUAUGGCAUAUGUUGCUUCUUGAAAUGAUAUUUCUUGUUGCUUCUUCAUGAAAUUUGGAGUAAUACAAAAAGUGUCGAAACAUAUAGAAGUGGAUUGCCAUUUUGUGAGAUCAAAACUCCAAGAAGGACUUGUUACACUGCAUCAUAUUGAUACUACUGAUCAGUUGGCAGAUGUGCUUACCAAAGCACUUACUGGGAUUAAGCAUUCUACGCUUAUGGACAAAUUGGUUUCGAUCACCUCUGCUCCAAUUUGAGGGGGGGUAUUGAGGUUAAAUUAGUAAUUACACUUAGCUGUUAGUGUAGCUAGUUAGUUAUCAUGUUUAAUUAGUUAGUUAGGGUCAGAAAGUUAGUUUACGUUUUUCUGUUUUUGUUGGUUAUAUAACCACCGUGCAGUUUUUCAGUUUUGGCAUUCAAUGAAAAUUACACACACGUUUUCAAUGCUUCUUCUAAUCAAGCCUUCAUCCAUGGAGGUUUUCAGCUUCCUUGAACUUUGACAUGGUAUCAGAGCAGGAACGUUUCUGAUUUUCUUGCUUCUUUCUUCUUCAAUCUGCGCAUCAGAUCUUCACAUUUCAUCUUCAGCAAAUUUUCGAAUUUUUCCUUUGAGACAUAAAUGGCAAAUUCUGCCUCUACGAGCACUGGAUCAGACAGUGUUCCUCCAUCUGGGAUUGAUGCAGGGAGUCACUUCUACAUUCAUCCCUCAGAUAAUCCUGGAGCAGUACUUGUACCAAUUCCUUUCAAUGGUACUGGUUUUCAUUCAUGGCGCCGUAGUGUACUUCGUUCCUUGUCAGUGAAGAACAAGCUAGUGUUCAUCAAUGGUGAGUGUAAGAGACCAGAGGUGAAUCAUUCCAGUUAUCGUCAAUGGGUGAGGUGUGAUGAUAUGGUCACUUCACAGAUUCUCAAUUCUCUAGAUCGAGAUAUUGCUGGUAGUGUUGAGUAUGUCAAUGAUGCUUUGGAAUUGUGGACAGAACUGGAGGAUCGAUAUGAUCAGGCAAAUGGAGCAAAAUUGUACCAAACUCAGAAGGAGAUAAAUGACCUUAAUCAAGGUAUUCUCGACAUCACAACGUAUUACACUCGUAUGAAGAGACUUUGGGAGGAAUUAAACAGUUUAUGUGUUUCAAGUCAGUGUAGCUGUGUGUGUGUGUGUGGAGCUAAAGCCAAUGUUCAGAAGGCAGAGCAAGACAGACGUUUGAUUCAAUUUCUGAUGGGUUUGAAUGUGGUAUACACUACGAUUAGGGGAAGUAUUUUGAUGAUGAAUCCCUUACCAUCCUUAGCACAAGCCUUUGCCUUACUGGUACAAGAGGAAAAACAACGAGAGUUUAAGCCAAAUAAUCAAAUGUUUACUGAGAAUAGUUCUCUAGCUGCAGUUUCAUCAAGUUCAGGAGGUAGGAGUUUUCAAACAAAUUAUUCUACCUCUAACACAACACCAAGAGGAAGGCCUUUUUGUGAUUUUUGUAGAAGGCCAGGACAUGUUAGAGCAAAGUGUUACAAGUUGCAUGGCUAUCCAUCUAAUGACACAAAUGGUUCUGUUCGUGAUCAGCACAAUCCAAGGCAUAACAAUAAAGGAAGAGGUGCAUCAGCAAACUCUGUAAGACUAUCUUGUGAUGGAAAUGCUAGUGGGCAGACAAAGGAAUCAAGUUCAACCUCUUGUAAUGAUCAUCCUCAAGGAGAUGAGAAUAUCAGUAUCACCAAGGAGCAAUAUGAUCAAGUUUCUCAUCUGCUGAAUCAGUUUCAAAAUGAUGGAGUAUGUGGAUCUGUGAACUAUGCAGGUCCUCUUCAUGGGAUUCCUUAUGGUCUGAAGGACAUCAUAGCAGUACCUAACUAUACCACAACAUGGGGUUCAACAUCUUUUAAAGACCAAGUUCUUGAUAUUGAAGCUUGGGUUUAUAAAAGGCUGAAAUCUGCCGGGGCAGUUCUUGUUGCAAAGUUAGUAACUGGUUCUUUAGCAUAUGAUGAUAUCUGGUUUGGUGGUAGAACAAGAAACCCGUGGAAUAUCGAGGAAUAUUCUACGGGAUCAUCAGCAGGUCCUGCUUCUUGCACCUCAGCAGGUUUGGUUCCAUUUGCAAUUGGUUCAGAAACUUGCGGCUCUAUUACCUAUCCAGCUUCCCGCUGUGGCGUGACGGCACUGCGGCCCACUUUUGGAGCUGUUGGUCGAACGGGUAUUAUGAGCAUAGCUGAAAGCUUGGAUAAAAUAGGCCCUUUUUGUAGAAACUCUGUGGAUUGUGUGAUUAUUCUGGAUGCCAUUCGGGGAAAGGACCCAGAUGAUGUUUCAUCUAGAGACAUAUCCUUUAGAGAUCCAUUCUCAGUUGAUAUCACAAAGCUCACUGUUGGAUAUCUUGAGGAUGCUGAGAUGGAAGUCGUUCACGUACUUCAAUCAAAAGGAGUAAAUAUGGUCCCGUUUAACCUGAGUUACACUGUUGAUUCUGUCCAAGGUGUCCUCAAUUUCACAAUGGAUGUUGAGAUGCUGGCUCACUUUGACAAAUGGCAGCGCUCAAAUCUGGAUGAUGAAUAUGAAGCCCAAGAUCAAUGGCCUACUGAACUUCGCCGAGCACGUGCCAUAUCUGCAGUUGACUAUUUUCAGGCACAAAGAGCUAGAGGUAUAUUGAUUCAGCAAGUAAGAGAAAAUUUCAGCGUUGAUGCAUUUAUUGGAAAUGCAACUGACUGGGAGAAAGUUUGUGUUGGCAAUCUUGUGGGUAUUCCAGUAGUAAUUGUUCCAACAGGAUUCAAAAAGAUAUCUGAUGCACCAUCAAAUGAUAUUCGCCGAAGAACAACAAUAACUACAGGCAUAUAUGCUCCUCCGGACCGUGAUCAUAUCGCCUUAGCUUUAGCAAUUGCUUAUCAAUCAGUUACCAAUCAUCAUAAGCAGCGGCCACCAAUUGAUGACCUUGGGCCAAAUGAUCCUAUUCCAGAAUUACCAAAAUCCCUGUAGUGGUAUUGAAUGUUGUUCAUGCUCACAAGUGCUUGAUAUGAACCUCCAUGUGCUUGAGCCUGGUGUGAUUCAGACCACCGUUUGUAGCUGCUAAAACUAUGGAAGUAUGAAUCUCAGCUUUUCUGUUCGGGCCAUGAGGAACUAAAAUUCUGUUUACUUCUGUCACUGUUUUAUAGUGCUAAUUCUGUGAAAUUUCUUAUUACUUUUGAUCUGUAAAUGAUUUAACUUUGUAUUAAGUGGAUUAUUUAUCCAAUAAGAAGAGUAACACUUCUACUGAGACUUUAAAGUUCUUUUUUCCUUGAU